Oncorhynchus tshawytscha (Chinook salmon) is the source of this 2738-nucleotide messenger RNA. RefSeq names its product zinc finger protein RFP. The transcript has 9 exons. Lineage: Eukaryota; Metazoa; Chordata; Actinopteri; Salmoniformes; Salmonidae. The coding region runs from base 119 to 1900 and encodes 593 amino acids. The record is from RefSeq and is a predicted model, not a curated record. Gene Ontology annotation, molecular function: zinc ion binding; protein binding.
GUCUCUACCUAUGACAGGAAGAGCUCACCUGUAUCUCAACACACUGAACACACCUGUGUUGAAUAGGACCGGACUAAACACUUUUUUUCUGCUUACCUGGUUCUGAUUACUCACAGGCAUGGCUUCCCUCAUGUCCGAGGAGCAGUUUCUGUGCUGUAUCUGCCUGGACAUCUUCACCAACCCUGUGUCCAUCCCGUGUGGUCACAACUUCUGCCUGACCUGCAUCAAAAGCUACUGGGACACCCGCGAGCGCUUUGAGUGCCCCCUCUGCAAGGAGAGCUUCCGCCGUCGGCCAGAGCUACGCAUCAAUCGCGUUUUUAAGGACAUCACUGAGCACUUCCAGAGGUCCCUAAAGGUCAAAGCCCAGCAGGCAGAUGAAGGCGAUUAUCAAGGCAUAGGAGUAUUAGCAUCACAGUGUUCACCAGCGCUCGGUCCUGAGCCAGAUGCAGUUUCCUGCGAUGUCUGUACCGGGACGAAGCAGAGUGCUGUUAAGUCCUGUCUGGUGUGUCAGGGGUCGUACUGCGAGAACCACCUGGGGCCUCACCAGAGAGAGCCGGCCCUCCAGAGGCACAGGCUGACGGACCCAGCAACAUUCGCCACGCGAGGCCUGUGCCGGAAGCACGAGAGGCCCCUGGAGCUGUUCUGUAGGAUGGACCAGACACCGGUGUGUUUGAGAUGCAAUGAUACUGACCACAAGGGCCACAACACUAUCCCUAUGGAGAGAGAGAGCAAGAAGAUGAGGACUCAGAUGAAGAAGACUGAAGGAGAUCUGUUGAAGAUGGUUCAGGACAGACUGAGGAAGAUGGAUGAGAUCAAACACUCAGUGGAGCUCAGCAAAAUAAGUGCUGAAAAAGAGAUUGAGGGCAGUGUACUAGUCUUUAGCAAACUGGUGUGCUCCAUCGAGAGAAGCCAGGCUGAGCUCAUCGGGGUGAUUGAUGAGAAGCAGAAAGCAGCAGAGAGGCGCGCUGAAGGGCUCAUCAAUGAGCUGGAGCGGGAAAUCAUUGAACUACAGAGAAGAAGCACUGAGCUGGAGCAGCUCUCACACACAGAGGACCAUCUCCACUUCCUACAGAGUUUUCCCUCUCUCUCCACUCCUCCACCCACCAAGGACUGGUCUGAGAUCAGUGUAUACUCCGAUCUAUGUGUGGACACUGUGAGGGCUGCUAUGUCUCAGCUUGUGGACACCUGCAGAGACUUCGAAAAGAGAUUAUGUGAAGCGGAGCUGAGGAGAACCCAGCAAUAUGCAAUGGACAUCACUCUGGAUCCAGUCACAGCCGCCUCGUGGCUCGUCCUGUCCUCCGAUGGGAAGCAGGUGAGUCUGGGAUACCAGCAGAACCACUCCCUUCCUGCUGACCCUCGGAGGUUUGACUCCUGCGUCUGUGUGCUGGGAAAACAAGGCUUUACCACCGGGAGGCACUACUGGGUAGUCCAGGUGGGCGACAAGACAGACUGGGAUGUGGGCGUGGCUAAAGAGUCUAUCAACAGGAAGGGGAGUGUCACGGUGAGGCCGGACCAAGGCUACUGGGCUGUGUGCCGGAGGAAAGGCAGCCAUCUUAGCGCAUGUGCCGGGCCAUCUGUCCCCCUUCACCUGAGAAAGAAGCCGCGGAAGGUUGGGGUGUUUGUGGAUUUCGAGGAGGGAUUGGUCUCCUUUUACAAUAUGGAGGCGAAGGCUCAUAUUUAUAGUUACAGGGGAUGCGGCUUCACUGAGACACUGUAUCCGUAUUUUAACCCCUGUCUCCAUGACGACGGGAAGAACACCGCCCCAUUGGUUAUCUGUUCUGUGGAAGGGGAGGCGGGGCCUAUACAGGAAGUUGUGAGGUCUAAGAUCCCGCCCACGGCUCUGGCGUUGGCUGGGAGGAGCCGUCAAUCAUCUGUUGGCUCUGUUUCGGAACACUUCUGAGGCUGUUAUCUGACAAGGGACUUUGAGAGAUACUUCUGAAAAAUACUACCUGUGUUGAUGGACAGAACCAAUGACAUAAGCAUAAAAGUUAAAUUAAGAUUUUGUAUCCAGAUUUGGUAGAAUUGAUUCUUAUAUUUCAUAGCUUAAUGCAAAACAGGUGUAACUAAAAAUCACCUUGAGAUUGUUUUCUUACUAGCUUUCUACAUUUUGAGGAGAAAGAAAGAAAUGAGAGGAUAGAGAGAAAAGAAAGGAGUGUAGAACAGGUAGCCGGUUGCGGGCAAAACAAAACAGACGUUGUAUGUGAUGCUCGUGUAUGUGAUAUGAUUAAAUGUCUGUUUGAACACAGGGGUUCCCUGAGAGAGAAAGAGAGCAGGGUUAGAAAGAGGGAAAGGAGGGAGAGAGAGAUGUGAAUGAGAGAAAGAGGGCAGGGUUAGAGAGAGGGAAACGAGAGUGAGGAAAGGAGGGAGAGAGACAGAGAGGUGUGAGAGAGCGCGAGGGUGGGGUGUAGAGAGCAUGUGAGAGAAAGAGAAUGCUAGACAGGGAGGGAAAAGUGAGAGAAAAGAAACAGAAAAAGGAGUAACUUCCUCGUUGCUACAUGAAAACAUAGAAAUACAAUUUAUUGCAAAGGUAAGAUUUAAGAUUUAGAUUUGAACUGUUGUAAAGUUUUAAUUCCCAAUGUUGUAUCCUUAAUUUGAUCAAAAUUGGUAAUGUGGGGAUAAUGUUUUUGAAGACAUUAUUGUUAUGAUCAUAAUAGCAUAUUUCUGUCACUUUACUGCUCUGUUUGAUUAACAUCUUUCUGUAAAAAACUCACUUUGUGAAUAAAGAGAAUUUUCCCCAA